CCGGCUGGCUGACCCUGUCGUUGCUGCCGCUGCUGCUGUUGCUGUUGCUGUUGUGUCCACACGCGGCGCGGGCCUUGAAUUCAUCUUCAAGAUUGGAAGCCUAGCAAGUUGUUGGGAUGUCGUCAGUCGGCACUGGAUCGAAAUGCUACGUGACUGUGAUAUCCCCCCAGAUGAUGUACCAAAUGCUACACCAGAUUUGGAAAAUCGUACAACUUUUCCUGAAGGAUACAUAGUAGGAUUCUAUUGCGAUCGCGGUUAUGUGAAAAUGAGGGGAGCGCUGAGCGGAAAACACUGUCUUCCGAACGGUGAAUGGACAAAGCUGGCACCAUUUUGUAAUCGUACCUGUAGUCUUCCACCGAAGGUACUUUAUGCAGCUAUGAAAGAUAUUUUCAUCCCAGUGAGUUAUCGCCCAGUGGGUUUUGUUGUGGAAUAUGAGUGUAAUCCGGGCUACGAAAGGAACCAUUCCGUGUCAGCGGAAGUAACUUGCCUUCGGAAUUAUACGUGGAGCACACUACAAGUAUUUUGCUACAAAAGAUCAUGUCCUGAUCCUGGACAAAUAGAAAAUGGUCAUAUCAGUAUACCAACUGACAUAUUAUUUGCCUCAGACAUCUACUUCUCAUGUAACCCAGGGUACAAAUUAGUUGGUGAAAAUUCUACUUUCUGUUAUUAUGAAGGAAAGGAUAUGGUUUGGGCCGAUCCAUUCCCAGUGUGCCAAGAAAUUCCUACAACUACUCAGAAACCCACCACGACGGAUGCUCAAAGUUCCAAAGCCCCGUCAUCGCAUCAGAAACCCACCACAGUAAAUGUUCCAGGUACAGAGUCCCCAUCAACUCCUCCAAAACCCACCACAGUGAAUGUUCCAGUUACAGAGUCCCCAUCAACUCCUCCGAAACCCACCACAGUGAAUGUUCCAGCUACAGAGUCCCCAUCAACUCCUCCAAAACCCACCACAGUGAAUGUUCCAGCUACCAAGCCCCCACCAGCUCUUCAAAAACCCACCACAGUAAAUGUUCCAGGUACAGAGUCCCCAUCAACUCCUCAAAAACACACCAUUAUAAAUGUUCCAGCUACAAAGUCCCCAUCAACUCCUCAAAAACACACCAUUAUAAAGGUUCCAGCUACAAAGUCCCCAUCAACUCCUCAAAAACCCACCACAGUAAAUAUUUCAGCUACGGAAGCCCCAUCAGCUCCUCAGAAACCUACCACAGUAAAUGUUCCAGCUACAAAGUCCCCAUCAGCUCCUCAGAAACCCACCACAGUAAAUGUUCCAGCUAUAAAGUCCCCAUCACCUUCUCCGAAACCCACCACAGUAAAUGUUCCAGCUACAGAAGCCACACCAACUCUUCAGAAUCUCACUACAGGAAAUUCUUCAACUACAAAAGCCCUACUAAUUCCUCAGACACCAAACUUCACUGUUCUAGCUAUGGAUGCCCCACCGAUUUCUCAGAAACCUCUCACAGCCAAUGAUUCAGCCACAAUAGCCAAACUAUCUCCUGUCUCAAAUGUUCUACUUACAGAGACCCAACUAACAGUCCAGACUCUCAUCAUGACAAAUUCUUCUGCUACACGAGCCACACCAAAACCCCAGAGCUUCACCACAGCAAAAGCUUCCUAUACACAGAGUCUCCCAGUAACAAAAAAAUUCACUAUGGUACAUGCCCCAAUGACUAAGGGUCUCCAUACAACACAAAGAUUGACAUCUGCUCAUAUUGCAGCCACACAGAAUGAAGCUAUCUUCACGACACCUAGCAUCUCGAAAGGAAGUGGACUCCUUACAGCAGGGAUUACCAUCAUUGGAACUGGACUUAUUGUUGGUGCAAUAAUAAUUGCUAUCAUAAGUCUAACCAAAAUUUUCGGGGACUGUGGAAGAUCAGGCUCUUAUUACAUCCAGGAGAACAACAAAGAAUUCAAUGUUAUGUUUCAUAAUUUAACAGAGACUGGUGAUGCCUCAGAAGUAUGGCCUUCUGGUAAAUUCGAAAGGACACACAUUUAUGACAUUGACAGUUUUGCUUAUGAUGCUGGUAGCCAUUGGCUACCUGACUUAGCCAAAGAAGAGAUAAGAAGAAAGUGCAUACAAGUACACAGAAUAUUCUAGUUUUUAUACGUUUCUGGAAGCACGGACACAAUAUAUGCAGUAGUGUUCUUCAUCUUGCACGUUAUCAGUGUCUUUAAGGUGCAUAGGAAUGUCAAUAAAGCUAGAAGAAAAGACUGGAAUCGCAUUCUCAACAUUUCUAAGCCUCUUGGAAAUAGGACAACUCACAGGACUGAGAGCGAUUACGUUUCUAAAAGUGUAGAGAUUUGUGAGCAUGAAGAAAAGGAAAUCAGUUAUUUUUUCCCAUUAGAUUUGUAAUGUUAUUUUUACUUACAAAAAAUAUAUAAAAAAUUAAAUACAUGAAUUGGAUAUUGAAAACAAAUGAAAAAAAUAUUGCCCAGUCUCUUGAGGAAAAUUGCCAGAGAGAGAUGAACCACAUUAUAAAGUGACCCUUCUUGACUCUAAGGCAUGUUUAUCUUUCCUUGUUCCACUAAAAUGAGUUUGAAUGGGUUGGCAAAUGUUUUAAAUGAAAAACAUGUUAAUGACUCAGAGUGUCAAGUUUCUUGGAUUUAGUUGGUGGCAAAGAAGAAGUAUAGAAGGAAGAAAUAAUUAUUUCUUUGCCACAUAAGUACAGAUAAUUAACAAGAAUUUAGCUCCUUACUUUUAAGAUGGAUUAGUGACAAUUUUCAUUUUAUUCUUCGGACAGUCUUUUUUUUUUUUUUGUAAAAGGAUCCUGGGAAAGGGUGAAAGGAGGAAAGGUGUCUUUUUAUUAACUUAAUGUCUUUAAAAGUAUCCAGAGAUAUUAUAAGAUUAACAUAAAAAGGUUCUAUAUUUCUGAAAUGAUUCUAAAUUAUAUAUCGUAUUUUUUGUGAUAUUAAGAUUAUUUAUUUAUAUUAGUGAACACACUGGAUUUACAUGUAUAACAAAAAAAGUUCAAAAGGAAAUGUAAAGAAAAAUUUAUUUUCCCUAAAUGAAAUAAAUAAUUGAUCAUA
Messenger RNA from Myotis brandtii (Brandt's bat), 3024 nucleotides. Its product is annotated as complement decay-accelerating factor. The coding region runs from base 143 to 2095 and encodes 650 amino acids. The transcript has 11 exons. The record is from RefSeq and is a predicted model, not a curated record. NCBI's taxonomy places the organism in Eukaryota, Metazoa, Chordata, Mammalia, Chiroptera, Vespertilionidae.